CUCUUUACCUGCACCAGAGUCUUUGCUCGUCCUCUACUUGAUUCGAACUCAACGAAACCACCGUAAAAUCUUCUGACGACCGAAGCUUUUCUCCGGAUUGCAAUGAGUGAAUCCACAUUUGAAGAACCGAUCGAGCCGACUUCGUUUGAUCUAAUCGUCAUCGGAACCGGCCUGCCGGAGUCAGUAAUCGCCGCCGCAGCCUCUACUGCUGGCAAAACUGUGCUCCAGCUUGACCCUAAAGACUCCUACGGCAGCCAUUUCGCUUCGCACACACUUGAUGACCUCAUUUCCUUCCUGAACUCACAUGCUGCUCCUCCCUCCACUGCCGGCGGUGCCGUUAGUGAUGAUGAUUAUGCUACAUUGGAGCUCAAUCGGUGCUCGUUGUACUCCCACAUUGAGACUGCCAACUAUGCGCCGGAGGUCCUUGUUGAGCAUUCGAGGAGAUUCCUCAUUGAUGUUGGAGGGCCGAGGGUGUUGUUCUGUGCAGACAAGGCCAUUGAGCUUAUUGUGAAGUCUGGCGUGGGGGCGUAUUUGAAUUUUAAGGCGGUUGAUGGGAAUUUCAUUUGGGAUGAGAGUAGUGGUGGGUUGUGCAGUGUGCCGGACUCACGAGCAGCGAUAUUUAAGGAUAAGAGUCUGAGUCUUAAAGAGAAGAAUCAGUUGAUGAGGUUCUUCAAGCUCGUUCAGCAGCACUUGGCAGCCUCUGAUGGUGAGGAUAAUGAAAGUUCGAGGAUUUCAGAGGAGGAUUUGGAGAGCCCGUUUGUUGAUUUUUUGACGACACGGCUGCCGCCCAAGAUAAAAUCGAUUAUCCUAUAUUCCAUUGCAAUGGAAGAUUAUGAUCAAGACACCUCAAAAGUUUGUAGAAGUAUUCUGAAGACAAGAGAUGGAAUAUUGCGUUUAGCUAUCUAUCAAAAAUCAAUUGGCAGGUUUCAAGAUGCCAAUGGAGCUUUUCUUUAUCCUAUCUAUGGUCAUGGGGAGUUGUCACAAGCCUUUUGCCGCCGUGCUGCUGUAAAAGGUUGUCUCCAAGUUCUGCGAAGGCCAGUGGUUGCACUGCUUAUGGACAAGAAUAGUGGCCAAUAUAAGGGUGUUAGAUUAGUUUCGGGUCAGAAUUUGUUGAGUCAUCAGCUGGUUUUGGAUCCAACCUUCACGGUCCCAUUGCCACCAGCUUCAUCUCAACCUAACGCUCCAAAUGAAAGUCUGAAAGGUGAUAAAAGAAAGGUGGCCAGGGGAAUAUGUAUUACAACAAGAUCCUUGAAGCCAGAUGUAUCAAACUUAUUGCUUGUGUAUCCUCCUAGAUCUUUGUUCUCCGAGCAGGACACGUCAGUCCGAGCUAUCCAGCUACGGGGUGGAACUAAUGGUGGCGGUUUGGCUGUUUGUCCAUCAAGCAUGUUUGUGUUGUACUUUUCUGCAUUAUGUGAUGAUGCUGAACAAGGGAAAUGGUUGCUACAUGCGGCCAUGAAUGCUCUUCUCACGCUUCCAGUUUCUGGAAAUGUUGAAUGUGGUUCCACAGAUCAAAGUGAAGACGCAGAACAAAAAUCCACCUUACUUUGGAGCAUGUUAUACAUUCAGGAGAUCACAAUGGGUCAAUAUGAACCUCUGAUAUCCACUCCCAUGCCAGAUGGAAACCUCAACUAUGAUGAUCUGCUGGAUGAAACUGUUUCGAUUUUCCAGAAGAUUUAUCCAGAUGAGGCAUUCUUUCCAGAGACUCCCUCUCCCGAGAACCCAGACGAGGAUAUUGAAGGGCCAAGUCUGGAGGACUGAUGGUGGCUUGCUGUACUCAAGUCAGUGUAUACAUUAUACAGUACACUCAGGAAUAUGCAAAUGUGGAAAUGUGACUUCUAGCAUCUUGUACACUAAAGUCAAGUAAGACAAAAUGGUUAGAAAUCCCUUUCUUUUUUUGUUUUACAGGAGUGCCAGAGGCCCAAAAACCCUACUAUAAAUUUUUCAUAGACUGUCCAUUGGGAAAGGGGCACCAUUUACUGUCAGGAUUGUCUUUUAGUGGCAAUAUGUGCUGGUGGAUAUCUAUCUUGUCUCCAUUUACUAUAACAAGUCUUUGACUUGCUGCACACUUUAACACUUGAAUGAAUGCACAUUGUUGUUGCGCUUUGA
Argentina anserina (silverweed cinquefoil) is the source of this 2106-nucleotide messenger RNA. Its product is annotated as rab escort protein 1. The record is from RefSeq and is a predicted model, not a curated record. NCBI's taxonomy places the organism in Eukaryota, Viridiplantae, Streptophyta, Magnoliopsida, Rosales, Rosaceae. Bases 103 to 1758 code for a protein of 551 amino acids. The transcript has 10 exons. Gene Ontology annotation, biological process: intracellular protein transport; small GTPase-mediated signal transduction; vesicle-mediated transport. Gene Ontology annotation, molecular function: GDP-dissociation inhibitor activity. Gene Ontology annotation, cellular component: cytoplasm; nucleus; cytosol.